Messenger RNA from Alternaria alternata, 1330 nucleotides. RefSeq names its product haloacid dehalogenase. Lineage: Eukaryota; Fungi; Ascomycota; Dothideomycetes; Pleosporales; Pleosporaceae. Gene Ontology annotation, molecular function: hydrolase activity, acting on halide bonds, in C-halide compounds. The transcript has a single exon. The coding region runs from base 393 to 1205 and encodes 270 amino acids. The record is from RefSeq and is a predicted model, not a curated record.
AGUUCUAACUUCUCCUUAUCGUAGGUCCCUUCAUAUGUGACAUUCGUGCCGGUUGUGGUAGAGAGCUUGGUGUGAAGAAUGUCGAGAUGCGGAGGUGGCUGGGAGGCUAGACAUUAAGCUUUGACGCACGACUGCUUCGUGAAGACUCAACUCUGAAGCUACUCAGAUCGCGUAGCUAGAUAGAUGCAGCCUAACUUCGUCCUAUUCGAUAUGAAAAACCGUGAGUGGGUUCCAGACGCCCUCGACUCUGUGAGAUGUAUUACGGACAUUCUUACUCCGUGCAUAUUCCCGAUGACGUACAUAACCCCAUGCCUUCAACCAUCAGCCAAGUAGACUGCAGCCCGCAGAGACUACUACCUCUAGCCUCUACACAGCAGUUUACCAGCAUAACCAUGUCUCUGUCCCCUCCACCACGCGCACUAUUCUUCGAUGUAUUCGGUACCUGCGUCAACUGGCGCGCGACCGUCACUAGUGCGCUUUCCCUCGCAGCCCACAAGUCGCUCAACUCAGCAACCGCAUCAUUGGCAUCUAAAUUACGGUUGCGAGCAUCGGAAAUGACAGAUGAGCACUGGGGGAAGUUCGCCCAGCAAUGGCGAAACAGUUACAAGAUUUUCACAAAACAACUAGCCGCUGACCCCUCAAUCCCGUGGAAAUCAGUCGACGACCACCACUUGAGCGCGUUGAACCAGCUUAUCACGGAAUGGGAGCUUGAUGGCCUGUGGAAUGACGAGGAGAUUCUUGCUCUGAACUUAGUCUGGCACCAAUUAGUCCCUUGGGAAGAUUCUGCCGCCGGCGUUGAGUUACUCAACAAACGAUUUGCAACAGCCAUGCUUUCGAACGGGAAUGUGAGUCUUCUUACAGAUCUCCGUGCGUACAGUGGGAUACCUUUUAUACACAUCUUCUCGGCUGAGAUGUUCGGCACUUACAAACCUGCGCCGGAAGUAUAUCUUGGGGCGGCGGAGAAACUUGGUUUGGAACCUAAGGAGUGUGUUAUGGUGGCUGCGCAUCUACCUGAUCUCAAAGCUGCACAUGGAAACGGUCUGAAGACUGUUUACGUGGAGAGGGCUGGGGAGGAAGAUUGGACUGAAGAGGAGAUCAAGGAGGCGAGGGAGGCGGGCUGGGUAGAUCUGUGGAUUGGAUUGGAAGAGGGCAGUAAGGGUUUUAUUAGUGUAGCGGAAAAGUUAGGGGUCGCUGAUGGAAUGUAAGGCGGAGGCUAUGUGAUUGCGUUGAGCUUUUCUCAGUCACAUAUAGUGUAAGCAACGAGACGUCUACUGAGGUAUGGUUGGUCGAACUAUAUUACAUCACCUCUUGCUAGAGAUCUGAAGACGAU